Messenger RNA from Ziziphus jujuba (common jujube), 3075 nucleotides. RefSeq names its product cytochrome c. Gene Ontology annotation, molecular function: heme binding; electron transfer activity. The record is from RefSeq and is a predicted model, not a curated record. NCBI's taxonomy places the organism in Eukaryota, Viridiplantae, Streptophyta, Magnoliopsida, Rosales, Rhamnaceae. The coding region runs from base 240 to 578 and encodes 112 amino acids. Gene Ontology annotation, biological process: mitochondrial electron transport, cytochrome c to oxygen; mitochondrial electron transport, ubiquinol to cytochrome c. The transcript is spliced from 3 exons. Gene Ontology annotation, cellular component: mitochondrial intermembrane space.
GAAAGUGGAAGAUGGAGAGGGAAGAAGGGGUGGGAAUUGUAAAAAGGAGCGAGGGCAAUAAGGUCAAAUGAGAAAUUGGGUACCGCCAGAGUCGUCGGCGCCAGCGGGCGUGGCGUAUAAGGGAGGCUCUUCCUCUUCAUAUCAAUUUGCAAAGUAAACGUGGAGGGACAGAAAGAGAGGAACCCUUAGGAGGAAAGAGGGAAGAAGACAGUGGCAAAUUUGUAAUUUAGAAUACAGAAAUGGCGACGUUCGGAGAGGCACCGGCCGGAAAUGUCAAAGCUGGCGAGAAGAUCUUCAAGACCAAGUGCGCCCAGUGCCAUACUGUUGAGAAAGGCGCCGGCCAUAAGCAAGGGCCAAAUUUGAAUGGUCUUUUUGGCAGGCAGUCUGGUACUACACCUGGGUAUUCCUAUUCUGCUGCUAACAAGAACAUGGCUGUGACAUGGGGAGAGAAUACGUUGUACGAAUACUUGCUUAAUCCUAAGAAGUAUAUUCCUGGAACAAAGAUGGUUUUUCCUGGACUUAAGAAGCCGCAGGAGCGGGCCGAUCUCAUUGCUUAUCUGAAGCAGUCAACUGCUUGAUCUGUUUUUGCCAAGCUUAGGCCUGUUAUUGUUAUUUGUUGGUUGUUUUUUUGACGAUUGAGGAAGAGUUUUUUUCUAUGCGCUGCUAAUAUGCAAUUUUUCCCAGCAGAAAAGAAGGGACAACUUUUGCUACUUUAGUGUCAAAUAAAUACCAUCGAGGGCUUUUUACCUGGCAUGUAAGAAAUAUUUUGUUUGGGGAAUUUGGCCCAAUAGCCCUGUUUGAAGGAGGCUAAUAAAAUCUACCCACGUUGUCUUAAAAUUUUUUGUUUUACCCUCUUACUUUUUGAUAUUCCUAAAUUAUCCUUAGAAAUAAAAAUUAAAAUGAGAAGCUAUUGCAUUUUUUCUCUGAAAGCGGAGUACGAAGAAAAAGAGGAAGAGAAAAAGCGGAAGAGAAAGUGAGAGAGAACGGUGAAACGGCUUGGGACGAACGGAGAGUUCUUCAAGAAUAGUAAUCGGAUCAACUUUUCUUCUCUUUGUUUUUAGUUUUCCUUUUGUUUUCGAAACCAUCAAUUCAUAAGAAUAUAUGAAACGAAAAUAAUAUACAUGAUUGAAAGCCUAGUAAUCAGAUCAACUGGCCUCUUUCCUUGAACUGAUUCAAAUUCGGAAGGCCAAAAAUCAAAUUGCAAAGCAAAAGAUCCACAGCCGAAAGUAAAAGCAAAACUGUGGUAGCAGGAACUGUUGAGCAAUGUCAAAUUUUCAAUUGUUGUAUCCCAGUUGUUGCUCCAUCUCCCAUUCGGUUCAGUUUAUCCUAUUUGGCUUUUAAAGUUGUGGAUCGGCUCAUUACUCAUUGCAACCAAAGUUACAAAAGAAUCGGUGGGCAUAGUAAGUAGGAAAAAAAAAAAAAAAAAAAAAAGCCCCAGCCAAUGGUUUUUAUUUAUUUAUUUCUUUAUGUUUUUUUACUCGAAUUUUCUAGUAAAAAAUGAAAGAAAAAUUGCUCUCCAGAACCCCCCAAAAAAAAAAGGGAAAAAAAAAAAUUUGUUGCUUAUCUUCUGGUCUGCCCCAAAAAAAAAAAAAAAAAAAAGAAAAAAAAAAAGAAAAAGAAAAAGCUAGACCUUUGUUAUUGGGAUUUGAUAGUUCCAAACAUUGGUAAAUUCUUGAGCUCCCAUGCGACUCUUUCUUGGCUUUCAAGAGAAAUUAAUUACAUUUUUCAUUAGUUUUUUAUCUUCAAAGUUCAAUGGGAUUGUGUAUGGGUUUGGGAAGAAGAAAGAAGGAAAGCAUUGCAGGGAUUGUGCUUCUCGGGGAAGGAGGAAAGAAAAAAGUAAUAUUUUAUUUUAAUGAAGGGUAAAAUAGGAACAGAAGGGCAGAUAUAAAAAAUUUGAAAGAGAAAGGGCAUAUUUCAUUAGCCACCUAUUUUGGUGGGUUUUGGGGUUUUGUUUUUGUUUACCCGUUGGAACCCAUUGGAUGGCCCAUUUAGCGAUUUCUCGCUUUUUAUUUUUAUUUUUAUUUAUCUUUUGCUUCUUGAUGUGGCGUUCCAAUAUACUAUUUUUUGGGGACUUUUGGCUCGAUGGACAUUUUGAAUUUGCCCUGAAGAUUUAUAUAUUAAAAAAAAAGAAAAAAAAAAGAAGAUUUAUAUAUUAGAAAAAAAAAAAACUAAUAAUAAUGAAUAAAAAUAAAAAAAUAAAAACACAAACACACAUGAUAAGAUACUAUAUUUGGAUUAUAAAUUUAAUUUUGUAAUUAGAAAAAAAAAUACGAUAUUUUCGUCAUAACAAAUGUCCAAUCUGACAUCUUACGUCGUAUGUGAUAAAAUUUAAAUGUUAUAAGUCAAAUUAAUAAAAUAUUAAAAUUUUCUUUUGGUGAAAACAAGAUAUUAAAUUUAACUAAUGUAUAAAAUAUUAUUUUAAUAUAAUUGAGACAAUAAACACAUUUUAUUAAGAGUUUUGCUAGAAUGCUAGUUUAUCUAAACAUUUUAAGAAAAAUAUUAAUUAUUUCGACAUUAAGAAGUUAUUAAAAAGAAAAUUAAAAAACGAAAAAAGUUAAGAAUCUAUGUAAGUCACUCUUAUGUGAGAAAAAAAGAAACAGGACCAAUACUAACGAGUAGCGUCGAAGAACAAAUAAAGUAUAUUCAAACCCACAUUAUCUUUGAACCUGAUGAUUUAAUCUGAAAAUCAGAAUUAAUUGGAAUUUUUCAAAGAGUUUAAAAAUCAAAUGAAAACUGUGUUUCUGACAGCGACCAGAGUGUGAUAGACUGAAUUUUCCAAGAGAAAAACAAAAUUAUAUCCACAAGCAAGGGGCUGAACAAUCAGCAGAUUAGAUUACCAUAAUAAUGAUAAUAUAAUCUAAAUCCAACUGUCAAACACAUUUCAUCCAACGCUCAAUUUACUCGUGCCGGCAUGUUACGGGACUGACUUUUUGUGUAUCAUGAAAAAGACGCAAAAUUGGAAACAGUGAAAAUGGUAAUAAAAGUCAAAACUUUCCUCCAUAGAAAACAAUCCUGAGAUCAGGAUCAGACUAUAACUCCUGCUUGGAAUCCCCCACUCCUCUCCCAAUCGUCAGG